AUAUAAAAAAAAGAGUGACAAUAAGGCAAUUAACAAGAAUGGUGCAGACAGACACUCAGCCAAUCCUUCGUCUUCCCCUUACAGAGGCCGUGGCAUCAGUACACCCCGGGCGGGAGGUGUUCUUGAAGGAGGGUAGCCGUGUGGUGCUGGUGUGUGAAGUGAGAGGCUGUCCUUAUCCGGCUCUCCCCGCCUGGUACAGGGGACGACAGGUCCAACAAGGCAGUGAAGUAUAUGAAGGGAACAUCCAAGCUGAUACCAUCUCAACCACUACUACCACCACUACCACUACCACCACUACCACCACUACCACCACCACCACCCCAUAUCCACGACACUAUCACAUCCAUACUACCAUACCAACCAAACACCAUCAUCAUCACCACCACCAUCACACAACUGAGGAUGAUGGAUUAGUUGGCGGUCUUACCACCUCCCCGCCCACGACUACGCCCACGCCUAUUGGUUUGCCCAUAGCUAGAGCCACCCUCACACGCCCACGAGCUUCGACCGCCCAUUCAGGUGUUUAUACCUGUACUAACACCUGUACUCAAGCCCUUAACCUAACCCUCCAUGUGUUGAUAGGAGAUGAAGAGACCGCAGCUAUGCAACACCUGAGCGGGUCGUUGAGUCUCCACAUGUCCCUCGGUGGUGCCAGCGUGGUGAUGGCAGCCGUGACGUCAUUAAUCUGGCGAGAGAUGAUGUCCUGAAAUGAUAAACAGACAGACAGAUAUAUACUAUAAGUAGGUUGACAGACAGAUAGACACGUAAAUAUAUAUAUAUAUAUAGAGAGAGAGACAGAAGGAGACAGACUCACAAAUAGUAUAUUCCUACUACUGUUUUUAUACACUGCUCAUACUAUGGCAACAAAAAUACUGCACAAACUUGUAUAUUAUAUCCCCCUACCAAAAGACCUGUGUUAUGUAGAGAUCACAGCUUUGUAGUGUUUUCUGUCCAGUGUAAACAAACAAAUAAACCAAAAAUAUAUGUUUUAUUAAGCGUAGUUAAUACGGUGUUUGUCUGUAUAGUUAUUUUGGAGGGAGAAUUUGGAGCUCUUAUUUGGUUCCUGGCUUGCUAUUGGUCGUGACGUCAUCGUGUGGUUUAUGACGCCAUGUGGUGUUGGUCAUGACGUCAUGCUUAAGACUUCACCUCAUUGGUCAUGACGUCACGCCAAACGCCAUGACAUGGCUUUCUUGACUAUGACGUCACACUAGAGAGCAUUACGUCACGGUCUAAAUGUAAACAAACGUAAUGGUAUGAAAGGGAAAAUAUAUUAAACUUACGAGAAUUUUAAAGAAAGUUAAGAAAAAAUAAGGUGACAUUUUACCUGUUAUCUGAGACUGUGUUGUGAGGUGACCUAAUUUAUGUACUGUGGACGUUUUAUCUCCACACAAACGCACAUGAGCAUAUUCUAACUCAUGCGUACACACAUGCAUAUACACACAGUUACAUACAUACAUACAUACAUACAUACAUACAUACAUACAUACAUACAUACAUACAUACAUACAUACAUACAUACAA
Homarus americanus (American lobster) is the source of this 1521-nucleotide messenger RNA. RefSeq lists its product as uncharacterized. The transcript is spliced from 3 exons. The coding region runs from base 39 to 707 and encodes 222 amino acids. Gene Ontology annotation, cellular component: neuron projection membrane. The record is from RefSeq and is a predicted model, not a curated record. Gene Ontology annotation, biological process: synapse organization. Lineage: Eukaryota; Metazoa; Arthropoda; Malacostraca; Decapoda; Nephropidae.